GAGCUAUGAUUGUCAUAUUUUUAUGCAAAGAUUGCUACCGAUUGCAUUUAAAGAUCUUUUGUCGAAACCAAUUUGGGAAGCUUUAAUUGAACUUAGCCACUUCUUUAGGGAUAUAUGUUCUACCGUGUUGAGGGUGAAAGAUAUGGAGCAAUUGGAACAAAAUAUUGUUGUGAUAUUAUGCAAGCUUGAAAAGAUAUUUCCACCGGGAUUUUUUGAUUCAAUAGAACAUUUAUCUAUUCAUCUAGCAUAUAAAGCAAAGGUUGGAGGUCGUGUUCAGUAUUGUUGGAUGCAUCCUUUUGAAAGGUUCCUACACCACUUAAAAAAGAAGGUGAAAAAUCGGGCUCAUGUUGAGGCAUCUAUUGUAGAGGCAUACCUAGUAGAAGAAACUUCUACUUUUUGCUCUUUAUAUUUUGAUCAACAUGUUGAAACAAGGUUGAACCGUGUGUUGAUAAAUGAUGAUGGAGGUUUUGUCAAUCCUAAAGGACGACUAUCGAUUUUUACUCACUCUGGAUGAUCCUUUGGCAUUCAACAUCAUAAUGUCAGAUUAAUGACAAUUGAGGAAUUCAGAGUAGCUUCAAUAUAUGUGCUCUUGAAUUGCGAGGAAGUAACCCCUUUUGUGGCGGAGUUUGAUAAACAUAUGAGAAUAUUGUAUCCCCAAAUUUCUAAUGCACAAUUUGAUGGUUUACGCGAGGAACAUUUUUCAAGUUGGUUGAGGGAAUAUGUUUUGGACGAUCAUAAGGCAGUUGAUAAUUGCAUUAAGGCUUUGGCUAUGGGUCCUUCUCGUACAAUGGUACAUUAUAACGGAUACUUUGUCAAUUGUUUUAAGUUUCACACUUUAGACUAUGGUUCCAACAAAGCAACAAUGAACAGUGGUGUGUGUGUAGUGGGAAGUUGUCAUACUGAUUAUGAGCGCGACUACUAUGGGAGGUUAAUUGAAAUAUUGGAACUGGAAUAUUUAGGGGAUUUUGGAAGCAAGGUUAUUUUAUUCAAGUGUGAUUGGUUUGACACCAAUGGUGGGGUUAGAGUCCAUCGAAGAUUCAAUCUUGUCGAGCUUAAUCACAAGAAGAAACUAUAGACAAAUGAUGUGUUUAUACCUGCUCAACAAGCUCACAAGUAUAUUAUACAUGUUUUCCUACAAAAGCUAGAGAUAGAGCUGAUUGGUGGGCGGUUGUGAAAAUAAAAGCAAGAAAUGUUCCCAAUAGACAAGGAAUCAUAUUGGAGAAUGAAGAGUAUAAUGUGUGGGUGGAACUUGCAUUCCAAGAGGAUCAACCAUCAUCUACCCAGCAACCUGUUCAAAUAACAUCAGAGUUCGAUUACCAAAAUUUAGCUUGUGACGAUGGUGGGGCUGAAGAAGUUGUCUGGGCUGACUCUAGGAUGUCCAAUGUAGAAGUAGAAGAAAGUCCUGAUGUAGAAGAAAAUGU
Olea europaea var. sylvestris is the source of this 1421-nucleotide messenger RNA. RefSeq lists its product as uncharacterized. The coding region runs from base 548 to 1075 and encodes 175 amino acids. The transcript has 4 exons. Lineage: Eukaryota; Viridiplantae; Streptophyta; Magnoliopsida; Lamiales; Oleaceae. The record is from RefSeq and is a predicted model, not a curated record.